Molecule: messenger RNA, 1060 nt
Organism: Aspergillus aculeatinus CBS 121060
Lineage: Eukaryota; Fungi; Ascomycota; Eurotiomycetes; Eurotiales; Aspergillaceae
Exons: 1
Coding region: 410-841 (143 amino acids)
Source: RefSeq, a predicted model, not a curated record
AUCAAGCCUGUCCUUACUUGUGUGUCCACAAGUAGUGGUCACCAAAGUCUCUUUUCGUACCUGAAAAAAUAAACUCUCGAGGCGUUCAUUGUGUGUGAGUCGCUGUUCUUCUCCGAGAUCAGCUCCGCCAAACCACCCCUCAGCCCCUCCCCGUCCCCUUACUCCGUACAGAGCUCGUUAUCUCACGGAGCACACCGCCCACCAGCCAUUGAUCCCUGACUCCUUGGCCCUCGUGCUUUAAUCUCGGUCUUUCUCUCUGUUUCCCUUGCAAUCGCAGGUUGAGAUUGACGUCCCCCGAACUCGCAUCACCUUCCGUUCCUACCAUGUUAUAGCCUGUUCACUGACUGAUUACGGCCACCCCUGAAUGGUUAUUAGUCCAGUGAUUCUCAUCCCAAACUGCCCGCCUACCAUGGCAUUUAAAAACGGACUUAGUGAACGCCUCGACGAGCUGCGAUUCCCCUCUCCACGAUCACCUCCCUCCGAAUCUCCAUUUCCUGGCUACAAUGCGCUCUCUCCGACCCAUUCGAACUUCGUGUCGGCGUUUUCGCGUCCAUCCGGUGACGUUCGUGCCAAUCUCCAACGCCGCUUCACAACAGACUCGAGUAAAGUGUCCUCAUGGAACUAUAUGAAUGGUGUUGGUGGGGGUGCACCGGCGGCGGACCCUCUAGAUCUCCUUUCAUCGGUGAGUCUGGUAUCUUUCCUGGAUAUCCUUGUUGUGACCUGGUGUUUUGUUCCUAUGCAAUCACGUUCGACCAAGCGGUUCCGGUACUAUGACUGUUUGUUAAACACUCAUGUGCCGUGUGCUUGCAAGCAAGGCCUUUGUUCCUGCCCUGUGUGGUGAUUAUUGGCUGUAUUUGCAGUUCAUGAAGCGGUUCUUACAACCACUUAACUGUCCUUUCCUGUACUCGAACACCCACUUCUUGUCUGUAGACAAGCACCGCUUUCCCUACUCUGAUGUAUUAUAAGCCCAGCGCAUGUCCUCAGAUCUCCGUGUUCUUGGCAUGCGAAUCAUCGUGUUCUUGCAUUCUCGCGUUCUCUUGUGCUCGGCGCUCAGAGGUGC